This is a messenger RNA of Mauremys mutica (yellowpond turtle), 3784 nucleotides long. It is a transcript of the gene HOXB6, whose product is annotated as homeobox B6. Gene Ontology annotation, biological process: regulation of transcription by RNA polymerase II; anterior/posterior pattern specification. The transcript has 2 exons. Bases 1087 to 1758 code for a protein of 223 amino acids. Gene Ontology annotation, molecular function: DNA-binding transcription factor activity, RNA polymerase II-specific; RNA polymerase II cis-regulatory region sequence-specific DNA binding. Lineage: Eukaryota; Metazoa; Chordata; Testudines; Geoemydidae. The record is from RefSeq and is a predicted model, not a curated record. Gene Ontology annotation, cellular component: nucleus.
AUAGUGGGGCCAGAGACAAAUGGAAAGGGUGCUAAAAUAUGAAAGCAGGAUCACUGCUCACCUUAUAGGCAAUAGACACGCCAAACAACAGCCUUUAAAAAAAAAUCUUGAUCAGUGACAAUCAAUAAAGACACUUCUUGACCGUAACCGAAUGCUGCCUUUAACUGCGAAGGGUCGGACAUAGAUUUGGUAUUAACAAUAAAACGCAAGAGGGCACAAUUCGGUACAUAUAUAUCUAUAUCUCUAUAAGUAUUUAGUCCGGGAUAAAGGUAAUACUUCGAGUCCCAUUCAUCUCACAGAUUUGUAACUCUUUCACAAAAUAAAUAGGAAGCAUAGAAUUUGAUGAGGCGGGCGAGAGACACUUUAAAAGGAAGCCUCUUCUCUGUCAAUCUAUGAUAAUUAGAUAACCAUGAGAAAUAAGUUACAAACACUGACUUCUCUUCUCCCUCCAACACACGCACUUCCCAUCCUAAACCCAAGCUAAUUAAACAAAUGGGAUCUAUUUACCCCACCCUUCAAUAAAAAAAACCCCAAAUAAACUAAAAGUUUCUUUCUUAUGUUAAAAAAAAUAUCAUAGCAAUAUUACCCAAAGGGUCUGCAAUCAAUAACAGGCACCAGGGGUUAAACUUUUCAGAAUAAAGGGAUUUAACUUUUUUAUUCUGUGUGUAUGUAUAGCUAUAUAUACAGAUCUAUCGCUCUGUCUUCUCUGUGUGUGUUUGGUGUAUUUUUUAAUUAUUGUUUGAAAGACUCCAAACGUUUGGGGAUUUAUCUUUCGCAGAUAAUACGUAUUUGGUUAAGGGGGUGAGUUGUGUUGUUUAAAAGGGAGGAAAAAAGAGGGGCUGGGUGGUUUGUUCUGGGGGUCCCUAGUGCAAUGCAAACCCCUCAUGGGUGCUAUUUUGUAAUCUCAGACUCUUGCUAUUGGUCAGUCCAUGAUCAGAUGGUUCUAUUUCCUUGUGUCCCUCGCUGGCACCCAGCCAUCCCCCUUCAGCUAAAACCCAAUCUCCGAUAUACUACUAAUAGCUAAACCACUUGGACUAUAAAACACAACAAAUCAUAAAGCCAGGAAAGGACGGCUGCCUCCUCCCAAUGAGUUCUUAUUUUGUCAACUCUACCUUCCCGGUGAGCCUGGCUGCGGGGCAGGAGCCCUUCCUGGGACAAAUCCCGUUAUAUGCCUCAGGAUAUGCGGAUCCUUUAAGACACUACCCCGCUACCUAUGGAGCCACUAGCGUCCAAGAUAAGGGUUAUCCCUCCUCUUCUUAUUACCAGCAAGCGAACGGAGCUUACAGCCGGACCACAGCCUGUGACUAUGGGACAGCUGGUUUUUACAGAGAGAAGGACCCUGUCUGUGCCACCUCAAACCUAGAUGACCACGCACCGUUUGCCCCAGAUCAGCGGAAGUCAGACUGCGCACAGACCAAAACAGUUUUCGGGGAAAGCGAUGACCAGAAGUGCUCUACUCCCGUCUACCCCUGGAUGCAGCGGAUGAACUCUUGCAACAGUUCAUCUUUCGGGCCAAGUGGCAGGAGAGGCCGGCAAACCUACACCCGCUACCAAACCCUGGAACUGGAGAAGGAGUUCCACUUUAACCGCUACUUGACCAGGCGUCGCCGGAUCGAAAUCGCACACGCACUUUGCCUGACAGAGCGCCAGAUCAAAAUCUGGUUCCAGAACCGGAGGAUGAAAUGGAAAAAGGAAAACAAACUGCUCAACUCCACGCAGCUGAGCGCGGAGGAGGAGGAGGAGAAAGCAGCGGAGUGAAAGUCUUAUUUAAGAGAAAGAGAGAAAUAUCCCAACCGUUGGAGGAGGUAGAGGGUGGGGGGGAAAGGGUUGGAGUGGAAGAGAAAAAUGCACCCCCAGGGGUGCACGCUUUGUAAAAUAACCGAGACGGUUUGAAGGUGGCGAGCCACCAACAUACAUUUGCACCGUUGGACUCGUGUUCAGUUAAUCUGUCGUGUCAAAACAAAAAUCAGGCUUCUAGUUGAGGUUUUUUCCCCCUCCCCUUUCUAGUCCUCCAAAUAGAAUAUAAAAUAAUAAUAAUAAUUUGGAACUCUUACCUGUGUUUCUGCCCUUGAUGUCACUGUUAGUAACCCGCUAACUCUUGUAUUUAAUGGAGGUGCUGCAAUAUAUGUCAUUUUUGGUGUUUAUUGUCUUAAUUUUGUAAACUGUUUCAUGCACGAUUGACUUAUAGAUCCCCCACCCUCCCCGGUUGUUUUUUUCUUUUGGUAAAUUAAUCAAACCCUGGGGUCUUUGUAAUUAGUUUCUUUUGUUUUUUUUUUUUAAGAGAAAACCUACUGAAGGAACAAGUACUACCUGAAAGGAUGCAAAAGCAACAACAACAAAAAAAAUUAUAUUUUAUUAAUUUUUUGUACGUGUUGUGUUUGUAGUUUGUCUUAGGUAUGGCCAUGGAAUACCCUAAUAAAAGCAAAGUAUUCGGACUCAUCCACACCCCUUUGGUAUUAUUAUCAUUAUUGUUAUUCCUGUCUAUGAAAAUAUGCCAUUCAUGUGGAGCUGAGAGGUUGUUAGCAAAGCGGGCGCUGCUGCUGUCUGCGUGUCACACUGUCUCCUAAUCAGCAAGGACAAGCAACACGCAGCACACGGAAGUUACAGUUGAGAGAUAAAUCUGCUUUUCCCCCUUCUUUUUGCCUAAUCUUAAAUGCAGGACCUUUCACCAGCGAUAUCUCCGAGCUGACACUCCGCUUUAAGAUCGCUCUUUUUUAUUGUUACAGCCCAAAGAGUUAUGAGGAAAAGCUCUCCAUAUACAUAAUAUAUCAAAGAAAGAGGCCAAAAUAUGCUCUCAUCUAUCUACCAAAGAUACAUAACGUUUGUCUAGCAUCUUUCAAACAUCUGGUCCCUUAGUUGACUUUCCAAAAUCAGGGAGAUGUGCACUGUAGACAUUGCUAGGUUUCAGACUUGCUGGGGUUUUUUGUUUUUUGUUUUAUUUUUUAGUUGAAACUUUAUUAACUCCAGGACGAUGGGAAUUAUUUAAGCACGAAAAAAAAACCCAGUAAGCUAAAUACAGUUAGAUUGUUUCAUGUAUAUGUACACACACACCCCCACACACCUUUCAAAUGGCUCUUUUUACAGUGUCAUUUGACUCGGAGCUGGGCGUUCUGCGCUAAAGAACUAAGAGGUGUCUUGUAGUUGCGAUGAAGUAAACUUUUCUUUGAUUUUUUUUAUUAAAAAAUGAACGAAAAGAAUUGCUUUUCUUCUUGGGAUCAGCAGAUUUAAAACCAAAAAAAAUUGCUCAGCUCAAUGCUAAUAAAAUUUCUGAAGCUUCACGACAGAAAAAAAUGCCUUUAAAAAGAACUACUCCUCCCCCCCACCCCAAAAUACCUAUGUACGAGUGCAUUCCCUCAUGUCACAAGCUGUUUUAAUGCCAGUCACUUUUAAAAUCAAUUCAUGCAGAAGCUCCACAGCUGUAGGACAUUUACUAUUAUUGCCACUCUUUUCAUUGCCCGUAAUUAUUAUAAUUAUAUGUCACUUUCAAUAUGGCGCAUAAUUUCCAAUGAGUUGCAGACAAGCAUUUGAAAUUCCUAAACUGCCUUGGAAAAAAAAUAGCAGCCUUGAACAAAGCAAAACCCUGGUCAAAUUUCAGGUUUUCAUGGCUACCUAAUAUUUCUUGCAGGUUUGCAAUGGGGUAGGGGGGGAUAUAACAAUGCUCUAUUUAAAGGGAGUGUGUGUGAGGUGGGGGAUAUUCAUGAUCAAGAAUAUCUUAAAAGCAACAUUGUCAACCAGUUUCAACGGCUGAUCUCCCUUCCCGUCUCUUUUUUCCCCCCUCCAGAAU